This is a messenger RNA of Corylus avellana, 2450 nucleotides long. Its product is annotated as spliceosome protein-like protein. The record is from RefSeq and is a predicted model, not a curated record. Gene Ontology annotation, biological process: spliceosomal snRNP assembly. Gene Ontology annotation, cellular component: nucleus; SMN complex. NCBI's taxonomy places the organism in Eukaryota, Viridiplantae, Streptophyta, Magnoliopsida, Fagales, Betulaceae.
ACCUCUCAGCGCGCUUUGUGUUGCCCUCUUUCUCUUAAAACGCCCAAAACUCUCUCUCUCUCUCUCUCUCUCUCUUUCUCUCAGCCAUGGCUUUUGAUAUGGAUUCUGAUAGAUGCGUUGGAUUCAAACGAAGAAUCACGGAGAUCGGAGAUACCCAAGAGACACCGCCGCCACUACCGCCACAGUUCUCCACUUCUAUUUGUACAGAUAACCAGGAGGUCCAGGACGAUCAAGAAGAGCAAGAUUUCGCUGAGAACAAGAACUUGAGUCUCCUCUUCGACUCCAAGAAGUCCAAGUCUUCUUCUCAUUGUGAUGAAGCAUCUGAAAUCAUCACUAAAGGAAAUCAAGAACUGGGUUUUGCUUCUGGUGCUCAACAAAGUAGGGAAGUGCUGGGCUCUUUGGCUUCUGAGCCUUCUGGAACUGGGGAUUUUGUGAACAAGGUUGAGGAUUUCGGUGGAGAAGAGCAAAAGACUGAGAAUUGCGAGGCUGGCCAUGUCUGUGAUGGUGAAGCAAAGCAAGAAAAGUUUGAUAUAGAGAAGGGUGGGGCUGAAGAGACUGCCAAAGAAAGCUUGUUGUCUGCUUCUGCUGACAAAGAAGAGAAGCCCUUUGUGAAAAGUGAAGUGGGUGUUGAGGUAGGCUUUGCUACGGAAGAAAGUAAGGAGUUGGGAAAAGAAUUUGAAUCUGAAAGUCUCUUGGAAGUGAAAAAGAAGCAACUCUUGGAGAAGCUUGAAGUUGUGUUAAUGGCUGAAGAUAAAACCCAGGCGGAAAGAUUCACUGAUUUCGAGGGUUCUUUGAAGAUUGAAGUAAUCGAUCAAACUGCAUUGAUUGAUUUCAGUGACAAAUGUGCAGAGAGGAAAGGGAACAAGAAUGUGAAUCAAGAAGUGGAUGCAAAGAAGGCGAGGCGGUCACGUAGAAAGGCAAAAAAGGUUUUCGAGAUGAAUCGAAAGAAUGUUCUUGUGAGGGGUGAAACUGAAAAUGGGUGCAGAAAUAUUGGGGAUGGAACCAAGAAGAUAUACUCGAGGAAAGAGAUGGAGGCCCUGAGGUUCGCAAACAUUGUAGAGCAGCGCAAAAUUUGGAAAGUGAUAUACAACGGGCUCGGGGCUGCUGUGGCGAAGGAGUACGACGACUUGGCAAGCUCUAAGAACCAGAAGCAUGUCCGCGUGAAUUUUGAUCCUCGGCAGCGCUCCGCGAAGCAAGAAGAGGCCCCUGCAAUUCUCAGGGAAGCAUGUUCUGAAAAUAUGGACAGUGAUAUAAAAGACAUGGAGGGUAAUGAAACAGAAAGUCUGUCUCCCUUGGAUCCCACUUGCAGUCAGAGUGUUAGUGGUGAAUAUGGCUACACAGGUCUAGAAGAAGAUAGCAGAGAUGAUGAUGACAGUGAUGAAGAUUAUGCAAGCAUUCAGAAACCUGCCUUUUUGGUUGAAGGAGAACCAAAUUUUGAUUCUGGUCCACCAGAAGAUGGAUUCGAAUAUCUCAGACGUGUCAGGUGGGAAGCUUCUCAGAUUCCAAAAGUGAAGGUGGCCAAGUUUGAUAGAAGUAAAUUUAACAAAGAACAGAGUGUUUAUAUGCCCCAGAUUCCUGAUAUUGCCAGGUGUCCAGAACAUCUACUGCCUUUGAAACAAUGGGAGGAUGCAUUUCUUGCUGAUUUUUCAGAGCUACGGCUGGCCCUGUCAAGUCUUGAGGAUUCUAGUGAAGAACUUUCUGGAAAGCUGCAACCAAUGUUUGUUAUUCAUGAAAAAUGUCAUUCCCGCGACUUACCUUGGAUUCUUGAAAAUUUGGAUACUGAGGAAGUCCAUCCCAAGCAGCCUCAUGAUUUUUCCGGGCCUGAAAGCUCCGUUGAUCAGCCAUCUAUGUUGACUGCUGAAGACCAUGAUACCUCUCUGCCUUCAGAACAUUCAAGCCCAAAGACUUCUGCAGAUGAAAUUUCUGGCCCUCGGCUGUCUGCGAUCUUAAGAAUGGACUCUGUUGCUCGAGUGUCAACAUUGAAGAAACGCAUACGCUCGGUAGAGACCAUGAAUACUCUGUCGAGAAAUGAUUGUGUGUGGCUAUUCGCCCUAUGCGCAGCAGUUGAUACGCCACUUGAUGCCGACACUAUUGCUGCUCUUCGGAGCCUGCUUCGGAAGUGCGCCAUCUUGCGGGCUGCAAAGUCUGAACUUGAUGACAACGUUGUGAUGCUAAAUAUUCUGAUCACAGUUGCAGGCAGGUAUUAUGGGCAAUCGGAAAGCUGAAGCGUCCUGGGUUGUUAUAUCUGUUUCAUAAUUCAUGGACUUAAAUGUCUACGUCAAGCAGAGAGGAGAGCGGGAGAGGUGAUAUAUACGAGCUCACUUACAUUUUACAGUUGAGAUUGUGGCAGUAUAUUUUCUUCAUUUGCUUGCUGAGGAUGGUCCAGAAAUACAAGAAUUUGUUGUAAAAUUAAAUUAUUUUUAAUUUUAAUUAUUUGGAUUUUAAGAUAA